Messenger RNA from Oppiella nova, 800 nucleotides. NCBI's taxonomy places the organism in Eukaryota, Metazoa, Arthropoda, Arachnida, Sarcoptiformes, Oppiidae. The record is from the annotation of a GenBank genome assembly.
UUAUUAUAUUUAGUCACUUAUUAGCCUAUUGUCCACUGAUUUCGUCGAUUUGACCACUAAUUGAUUGUAUCGUCAGAUGAUUGCCGCCGAAGAAGACCUCAAUAUGACUGACAAUGACUUGGACGUGAAUAUAGUUCAGGAGAAGUGGAAGGGAGAGGACGAGGAGGAAGAGGUGAAAGACAACUGGGAUGACGAGGACGAGCCCGAAGAGACGGCGGAGGAGAAGCCUCGCGCGCCCGUCGUCUCCAAGAAGUCUAAACUGAACGCAAAGAUCGCAGAGAAGGAGCGCUUGGAAAGGGAGAGCAAACGGAAGCCCCGGACGGCUGAAGAGGAGUUGGCCGACAAGUUAGAGCGCCAACGACUCCAAGAAGAGGCCGACCUCUUGUUGGCGAAGGAGGCCUUCGGAGAGGAGUCCAAUGUCUCGAAGAGUGGUUCAGGUCUUGACAUCAGUCUUCAUACGAAAGAAGAUUUCGAUUCAUUCAGAAAGAGUUUAGUCGACAAACUCGUGGUUUACGACAAAUCGCCGCAUUUCGUGAACUUCUUAGAGAGUCUGUUCCGUGAAGUGUGUGUUUCCGUGGAAUCCGAUGACAUCAAGAGACUGUCGAGUAGUUUGACUGCACUUUUCAAUGAGAAAGUGAAGGCACAGAAGGCGGGAACAAAGCCUAAGCGGAAAGGAAAGGGAGUUUCGGUAAAAGUGGAGCGAAAUCAUGACCUCGACUUCGACUCGAGAGGUAAUGAUUUAGAAGAUUUCGAUGACUUCAUGUGAAACCAGCUUUUGUUAAGUCUUAUAAAUACUGCAC